AAGGACGCCGGCACUGAAGGCAGCAGAGUUAAAAUCCACGUAGAAAUUCCUGAGGCUGGGGAGCGCAGGACGGCCUAAGGCUCUUUGCACGUGGCCAUGCGGAGGUGACAGGUGUAUAUAGAUCUGCAAACCAGCAGCCGCUAGUGCGUGCGACAAAGGCAGACAGUGUUUUAGCGCGCUCCAUCAAGUUCGGUGGCUGAGAUUUAGACACUAUGUGUGUGUUCCCAGUAGCGUUCGUGCGCCGGCGUGACGGGUCCUCGCCUGUUCUCAGCUCCCUGGAGCCUCUUCGAUUUGGGCAGCCAGAUCAGUGCCUACCCACUUUCAGCCUUGGGGUUUCUUUUCCUUGCUGCAGCUCUCUGGGACCUGGUCUCCACUGGUUCCAUUUAUCCUUGGGCCAGGAAAGCCACCCUAACACCCACCAGUCCUGCUCCAAGGUGCAGAGCAGCCGUUCUAAGGCACUGCUGAACUAGGGAGGCCGAGAAUCCAGUCCAGAAUAGAAAUGUCCCAGGGCUUUGGUCAGGAGUUAGACUCUCUACCUAUUCCCAGAUUUGCCCUACUCCUAGAGUUCUUGAGCCAAGGUUUUGUUUUGUUUUGUUUUGUUUUUUUAAUGUAAAAUCAGAUCGGUGUUUAAGGAGCGGCAGGAUAUGCCCACCUCACAUCGUUGAGCACAGGGCACUUUGGUGAGGGCUUGGGUACUUAGCCAGAAGGGCACCUGCUAUGGAAACACAGGCUGCACCUGCCCAGGUUGGAAGGAUCAUGUCACAGAGGUGUGUAUGUGGCAAGGGGGCGGGGUCCCAUGCUUGCCUAGUCUGCUUGGUGGGCUUUGAACGUGGUAACUGAUUCCAGGUGGUGGAAAUGGAGCGGGACAGGGAAGCCUAGGCAGGUGCAAGGUGGGCGGGGCUGGGUCCUGGGCUUUGUCUUCAGGUGUUUGCAGAACCAGGGUGGGGGUGUGCCAUCUCCAAGGCUCCAGGGUCAUUGCACAGAACGGCUGCCUCGAACCAACUGCUAGGUCCCUCAGAGAAGUGACUGAUACAGAGGUUGUAGCUUAGGCACCACUGCCCUGUCCAGCCCCUCCGUGUAGCCCCUGAUGAUGGCCCUUUGGCUCCUGCUUCAUCUUACCUUCCUCAGGCUCGCAACCACUCAGCCCUUCACCCAGGAGCAUGGCUUUGGCACACUGGGCCCCAGGUCAUGGAGUAACCGCAACCUCCGUUUCUCAGUCUGGCCAUCCUUCAACCUCAGCUCACCCCAGGAGUUUCAGGAAAUCAUCCAGAUUCCGAACAACGGAAGUGCGCCCCUGCUUGUGGAUGUGCAAGUGUUCGUGUCAAACGUGUUUAAUGUGGACAUCCUGCGGUACACAUUGUCCUCCAAGCUGCUGCUUCGGCUGUCUUGGCUGGACACUCGCCUGGCCUGGAAUUCAACUGGGCACCAGCUGGGCACAGUCACAUUGCCCUGGGACUCACUCUGGACGCCAGGACUUGUUAUCCAGGAGGCGAUCUGGGUGAACUGGCAGGACCAGAACCCGCGGGCCCGGGUGGACCAGGAUGGCCACGUCGAGCUCUACCUGGCCCUCACCACAGAAACCAACUGUGACUUUGAGCUCUUCCACUUCCCCAGAGACCAGAAUGAAUGCAAGCUCAGCUUCUUCGCUCUCAGCAACACUGUGAUGGAGCUGGAGUUCCGAGCCAGCGUGGUGAAUGAGAUCGUGAGUGUCAAGAGGGAAUAUGUAGUUCAGGACAUGAAAGCUCAGACCCCAUCCCAGCAGCUGGUGCCAUGCUUUGAGGUGACGUUGAGCGUGCAGAACACAGCGCUGAAGGCCAUCAUAGCGCUAGUGGUUCCCGGGCAGGCGCUGCUACUGGCUGACUUGUGCGGGGGGCUGCUGCCCCUUGGGACUGAGCGCACUGCCUACAAGGUGACCCUGCUGCUGAGCUACCUGGUCUUCCACUCCUCCCUGGUGCAGUCCCUGCCCAGCUCCUCCUCUUGCAACCCGCUGCUCAUUUACUACUUCACCGCCCUGCUGCUGCUGCUCUGUGUCAGCACCACCGAGACCGUGCUGUUGGCUGGGCUGCUGGCCAGGGAAAACGUCAGGGCUGAGAGCAGCCCCAGCUCAGCCCCGAGGGGAGAGCAGCAAGACUGUGGGAACCCAGGGCCUAGUCCUGAAGAAGCCCUCAGUGGAGUAAAAGGGUCAAGGAUGAGCCAGGCUGAGUUUGCCGACCACAUCUUCUUCCUGGUGUAUGUGGCGGGGGUGAUGUGUGGCCAGUGCAUCUUUGCUGGCCUCUGGAAGUGGGUGACGUGCCAGGCUGACCCAGCCCCUGGCAAAGCCGCACAGCACGGUGGGCAGCCCAAGCUGUAACGGGCAGGGCCCAGGCUGCAGAUGUGGGAGAGGGCUCUGACAGGGUCUCUGGAGAGAGGCGGAGGGAGGCCGACUCUCUU
Vicugna pacos (alpaca) is the source of this 2430-nucleotide messenger RNA. RefSeq names its product zinc activated ion channel (gene ZACN). Gene Ontology annotation, cellular component: membrane. Gene Ontology annotation, molecular function: extracellular ligand-gated monoatomic ion channel activity; transmembrane signaling receptor activity. Gene Ontology annotation, biological process: monoatomic ion transmembrane transport. The record is from RefSeq and is a predicted model, not a curated record. Lineage: Eukaryota; Metazoa; Chordata; Mammalia; Artiodactyla; Camelidae.